This is a messenger RNA of Micropterus salmoides (largemouth bass), 1733 nucleotides long. RefSeq names its product ankyrin repeat and SOCS box containing 5a (gene asb5a). Gene Ontology annotation, biological process: protein ubiquitination; intracellular signal transduction; positive regulation of protein catabolic process. The record is from RefSeq and is a predicted model, not a curated record. Gene Ontology annotation, molecular function: protein binding. NCBI's taxonomy places the organism in Eukaryota, Metazoa, Chordata, Actinopteri, Centrarchiformes, Centrarchidae.
AACUGUAUGCAAAAAAACCAUUAACAUUUCAACCAGAACAUGUACCACUGAAUGUAAAUAGAAAUUUGUAUAACUUGUGAAAACACACAUCAGUGCGUGCACGCGCACACACACACACACACACACACACACACACACACACACACAUAGGUUGCUUCUCAGGCACAGUAGCAGCUGCAGAGCAUUUUUUCCAGCCUGUACUUUGUCAGGACCAGCCAACCAGUUAGUUCACUGGGAGAAAAAGUAGACAACUCUUGUGCUUUUUGGAGUGGCAUCUGAUCCUGCCUUCAUCAUAACCAAAGCCCCUCAGAAACAUGGCGGAGGAAAUGUCAGACCCAACAGAGGAACUCCCCAACAAGCCCUUCACGGCCCAGUUGUCCCAUGUUUACCUCAGCAUCUUGGCACUGUUCUGCUUUAAGCUCUUUGUUAAGAUUUCUCUCAACUUGCUGGCAUACUUCUACAUUGUCCGUGGGAACCGUAAAGAGGCUGCCAGGAUAUCAGCAGAGUUCUAUGAUUAUGGUCAACAACACAGAUCCUGGGCAGAUCGCUCCCCCCUACAUGAUGCUGCGAGUCAGGGCCGCCUCCUGGCUCUGAGGACCCUCAUUUUGCAGGGUCACAGUGUAAAUGUUCUGACUAUAGACCAUGUGACACCCCUUCAUGAGGCCUGUGCUGGAGACCACGUCGCUUGUGCCAGAGCUCUCAUUGAUGCAGGAGCAAAUGUCAAUGCUUUUACAAUUGAUGGAGUCACACCUCUGUACAACGCCUGUACCGUGGGCAGUGUUGCAUGCACUGAAAUUCUUUUGGAAAAUGGAGCAAAACCCCAGAGCCAUGUAUACCAUCCCUCACCAAUCCAUGAAGCUACAAGCAAAGGUCAUUACGGUUGUGUGGAGGCUCUGGUGACUUGGGGGGCAGAUGUGGACAUGGACAUUCCUCACCUGGGUACAGCGCUCUAUACAGCCUGCGUCUGCCAAGAGCUGGAGUGUGCCAGGAAACUCCUGAGGGAAGGUGCAAAUGUACAGAAAGGCAAAUCCCUGGAUUCACCCUUACAUGCAGCUGCAGAAAAAGACUGCACAGCUGUAGUGAAGCUGCUGCUGGACUUUGGUGCAGACAUUAAUGCCCGGAACACAGAGUUUCAGAGGCCAGUAGAUGUGGCUCCACCCAGCAGUCUAACAGAGGGCUUCCUACUGCUAUAUGAAGCUACACCACGACUGCUGAGUCAGGUGUGUCGUCAGUGCAUCAGGAACUCCGUCGGCCGUGACAGACUCCAUCUUCUUCCCACCUUCCCCCUGCCCAACAGGCUCAGGAACUACCUGCAGUACCAAUGACAGACAGAACAACUAAACUGUCUUCCUUAAUGGGACUUACAUAGAAAAGCACUUGACACAAAAAGCAAAUCAACUUCAUGAACUCUUCCUACUUUUAAUUUUAGCUACCAGUCACUGCAGUGAAAUUAGUCACAGAAUUCACCUGAGUAGUUGACCUAGAUGAGGGUUUCUAAAAGAGCUUGCAGAUGUAGUUUUCCCUAGAUAAAUUACGGUAACAAAAUAUAACAAAUUAAAUAUUAUUUGCAAUUCAUGUUUGCAGUAUUUAGAAGUUUCCUUAAUAGUUGUAAUAACCUUACAUAAUACUAACAUCAUAAAUGCACAAUGAAUGAACGUGAAUGAGUAUUCAUAGUUUUGCAUUUGAUAUACAAUGCUUAGCACACUAGAUGAUUAAAAGUGUUUUAAAACCUG